CCACGUGGUUCCAAAAUUCAGUUUAACUGCUCCAAACUUUUGUGUGUCCAUGGAAAUUCCAGUCCUAGGUCUAUUGUCCAUAAAAAUCUCCAAGGCCCAUUUUCUUCUUGACAGUUCUUCUAGUGCUAAUCAUGCUCAUUUGUCUUGUACUGGAAUAUGAAUCAAGAUAAUUAGUAUCAAAAUAUUUUAUCCUGACUGCAUCAUUGCUAGUUUGGAUGCCAUAAAAAAUAUUUCUUGGCAGGUUUAGGGUUUACUUGGGUUUUUGGACAAUCAUAGAAUAAGGGCUAGGGUUUAGUGGGUUACGGUGAUUAAAGCUUUUCUUUCCAUAGGGGUUUUUGGGAAAACAUAGAAUUAGGGCCAGGGUUUAGUGGAGUAUGGUGGUUAUGGGUAUUUUUUGGGAGAUCUGGCGUGAAAGGAUUAGAAAAUUUUCAUGAAGGUUCCUUUGUUAGGUAUAAAUCCUUUUGAGUUUCCAUCUCUCUUCACAGCGGAAAAGAAAAAUGAUGGCAGAACUUUCAGAAUGUGACCUGCUCAAGCUUAUACUUCGCUACAACCGUUUGGGAAUGAAUGCUGCUGAGGCUGAUGCAGAGGAGAUCAUUGACAUGGCCACUAAAGCUUCUUUUGCUGAUCAACAAAAGCAAGUACAAGAGAACAUCCACUCGCAGGUUAAAAGUUUUUGCAUGCAUAUGGAUGAAAUUCUUCUUCCAGAUACGAGGAAGAGCAAUGAACCUGCAGAAUCCCCUGAAAAAUCCAGUGAUGCUGUUCGAAAAAGUGGUCUUAGUUUUGCUGUUGGCAGAACUAGUCCACCUACUGAUAUGGCUGAUAUCCCAACGACAAGGCCAUUGGGACGUUCUGAACUUUCUCAGAAAUUAAAGGAUGAAAUUGGCUACACUCUUGACAUCCAGCCAUCUCAAAUCCCUCACAAGGAUGCUGGACAAGGUCUUUUUAUAGAUGGUGAAGCUGAUGUCGGAUCUGUUAUAGCGAUAUACCCAGGCGUUAUAUAUUCCCCUGCUCAUUAUCAAUACAUUCCUGGAUAUCCAAGAGUUGAUGCUCAGAACCCUUAUCUGAUCACGAGGUACGACGGAACUGUGAUCAAUGCCCAACCCUGGGGUUUAGGUGCUGAUAUCCGCGAGGUAUGGCAUGGCUUAACUGUACCCGAAAGUAACCCGAUCAAACAAGGCGACGAGAAAUCAGAUCGUCUUUGGCGAAUGCUGAGCAAACCUUUAGAAGCCAAACGAGUGGGGCAUGGUGGUGAUGCUCUAGAACGUAGAAACCCUCUAGCAUUUGCUCAUUUCGCCAACCACCCAGCUAAGGAUAUGGUUCCAAAUGUCAUGCUUUGCCCUUAUGAUUUCCCCUUGACUGAGAAGGACAUGAGAGUUUAUAUUCCAAAUGUAUCAUUUGCAAAUGAAGAAAUGAACAUGAAGAGGCUCGGUAGCUUUUGGUUCAAGUCUGGACGUUCGAGAAUCAACGGAUCAGAUACUCCCAUUUUGAAGACAAUUGUUCUGGUUGCAACUCGGGCACUCUGCAAUGAAGAAGUGCUCUUAAAUUACAGAUUGAGCAACUCCAAGCGUCGGCCAUCAUGGUAUACUCCUGUUGAUGAAGAGGAAGAUAGGAGGAGAUGGAGUUGACUCGUCUUGUCAAAGGUAUGACACCAUUGUUCUGAUUUUGUUGGCGAGUUCAGAUAAUCCUUUCGAUAACUUUUCUCCUCAAACUGUAGUAAUUUUUUCUUAAGAUGGCUAUAACUGAUGUACAAGAAUAAGGCUGACUAAGAGUAUACUUAAAUUUUCGAAAGCCUGUUCUGAAUUUCCAUGAGAUGAAUAGAAUUGUUUUGCAAUGAAA
Messenger RNA from Benincasa hispida (wax gourd), 1836 nucleotides. RefSeq lists its product as uncharacterized. The record is from RefSeq and is a predicted model, not a curated record. Lineage: Eukaryota; Viridiplantae; Streptophyta; Magnoliopsida; Cucurbitales; Cucurbitaceae.